Molecule: messenger RNA, 2409 nt
Organism: Nymphaea colorata (pocket water lily)
Lineage: Eukaryota; Viridiplantae; Streptophyta; Magnoliopsida; Nymphaeales; Nymphaeaceae
Product: probable beta-1,4-xylosyltransferase IRX14H
Exons: 3
Coding region: 346-1935 (529 amino acids)
Biological process (GO): plant-type secondary cell wall biogenesis; glucuronoxylan biosynthetic process
Cellular component (GO): Golgi membrane
Molecular function (GO): xylosyltransferase activity; galactosylgalactosylxylosylprotein 3-beta-glucuronosyltransferase activity
Source: RefSeq, a predicted model, not a curated record
UAGAUCUCCGGUGGGUCUGCUGUAUUUUUUUGGGUGGUGGUUCCGUCCACUGCACUCCAAAACCGAAUUGCUAUUUCCCUUGAAAAUCUCUUCUCCUCUUACUUCCAUCUUCUACUCUUCUUCUUCUUCUUCUUCUUCUUCUCCUUCUGUUUCUUCCGUAUAAAGAAACAAGGAGCAAAGCGAGAUUUCAGAAACAGAGAAGAAAAAAAAAGCCCUAAUUCCAUCUUCAUUCAUCUCUCUCUCUCUCUUUGUUAACGUGCUUCUGGAUUCUUUGCAAGAAGUGGAGGAGAAGAAGGGUCUGACUAGGUCAAUUUGGCGAAGAAGAGAGAGGGGGAAGAGUGGAAGAUGAAGUCGCAGCAGGGGUCGUUCGGCCGGCGAACGAAUAGCUUCCGAGGCGUACUGUCUGAGGGCGUUGCAGAUGGCACCGCGAAGUCGCCGGUGGGGCUUUUCUGGCUUCUCCUUCACGGCCUCUGCUGCAUCAUCAGCCUCGUCCUUGGGUUUCGCUUCUCCAGGCUCAUCUUCUACGUCCUCUUCUCUGCCUCCGCCACCACCAGGCUGAGUACCACCGGCACGACAGUCGCCACUGAUCUCUCUGCCCAGACUCUUCUCAACGUCCAGCCAGAGAGGCUGCUCACGCUUCAAUCUGUGCCACGACCGUCGCCGCCGCCUUCAUCCCUUCAGUCGCCUCCGGCGAGGAGCAAGGUGGUGGUCGGUCGCCAUGGGAUCCGAAUCCGGCCGUACCCACAUCCGAAUUCGGAAGAGGUGAUGAGGGCGCACAUGCUGAUCGAUCGGGUUCAGGCCGAGCAGAGGAGGGUUUAUGGAGUGAAGAAGUGGAAGAGGUUGGUGGUGAUCACUCCCACCUACGUCCGGACGUUCCAGACCGUGCAUCUUACCGGACUAAUGCACACGCUGAUGCUCGUCCCCGGCGACCUCACCUGGAUCGUCGUAGAGGCCGGCGGAGUUUCCAACGAGACAGCCUCGUUGAUCUCCUCUUCCGGACUGGAUAUGGUCCAUGUGGGUUUCAAUGAGCAGAUGCCCAUCUACUGGGAAGGUCGACAUCUGAUGGAGGCAAGAAUGCGUCUUCAUGGUCUGAGAAUUGUGAGGGAGAAGAGAUUGGAUGGGAUUGUGAUGUUCUGCGAUGAUAGCAACAUGCACAGUUUGGAGUUGUUUGACGAGGUUCAGUCUGUGAAAUGGGUGGGUGCCCUUUCCGUUGGCAUACUAGCACACUCUGGCAGAUUGGAAGGAGCCAAUGGCGGUGAGAUCUCCGGUGAAAACCUUGAUGGGGUUGGCAAUAAGGAGGAGGAGCAGACCGCACCUCUUCCUGUUCAGGGCCCUGCUUGUAACUCAUCGGGGCAGUUGGUUGGUUGGCAUACCUUUAAUUCCCUUCCUUACAUGCACAAGAGUGCUGCUUUGAUCGAUGAUGGUGCGACUGUGUUGCCCAGAAAGCUCGAAUGGGCUGGUUUUGUUCUGAAUUCCAGGUUGGUAUGGAAAAAUGGUGAUCUGGAGGUUGGUACGAAACCAGAGUGGGUGAAAGAUUUGGACGAGAUCAAUGAAAAUGGAGAUGUCUGGGAGAACCCAUUAUCGCUUUUGAAGGACGCUACAUUUGUUGAACCGCUUGGCAAAUGUGGACGAAAGGUUAUGAUCUGGUGGCUUCGUGUAGAGGCACGAGCGGACAGUAAAUUUCCUCGAGGAUGGAUAAUUGAUCCCCCCUUAGAGAUUGUUGUUCCUGCAAAGAGAACUCCCUGGCCUGAUGUGCCUCCAGAACUUGCAAGUGUAUCUACCGCAAGGAAGGGUCUAAUUGGGGAUCACACAGAGAAGCGUAAGGCUCCGAGAAAAAAACGUUCCACCCGCACUAAAAGGAAGCAUGGGCAACAGGAAGAUGUACUACGUGGUUCUGGUGCAUCUGGCGGCCAUGGCCAUGUAGAGAAAAGAUGAUAGCUCAUCUCAGCAUGAAAUAUUGCAGGUGUGUGCAACAAAAUUGUUUCAGCCCAGGAUUUUAAGACCUGCAUACGGUUACAGUUUGGCGAACUGUUGGCAAAGCUGAUGCCUCUGGCUCAUCUUUCAGAAGAUUGUCAUUUGAGUUUAGCUUUAACAGAAAUUUGUAAGUAGUCCUGGGUAUUCUUUUGAUCUUGGUCGCGCAAAGCUCAAGUGUGUAUUAUGCUGGAAUUGGGAAGUUCGGUGGUAUUAUGGGUACAUGAAGGACGUAUCACCAUUGCACCGGGGUUUUACUUUGCUGAUUUUUAGUGCAAGAUUUUGUCAAACAGGGAUCGCUUUCUGUGCUGUAUCUUCACAGAACCUUCUCUAUGCCCCCCCUGGUCUGUGGGGUCUGCAUGGUUAUUUUUAGUUGUAACCAGGGGAUCUUGCGCAUGCCAUUUUUAUAAAUGAAUUUAAGAUUCUCUGUAGCACGCA